Molecule: messenger RNA, 3699 nt
Organism: Rhopilema esculentum
Lineage: Eukaryota; Metazoa; Cnidaria; Scyphozoa; Rhizostomeae; Rhizostomatidae
Product: regulator of G protein signaling protein-like
Source: RefSeq, a predicted model, not a curated record
GUCACAAUGAAAUACAAGCAUGGAUUUCUUGAUUUUGCACGAGAAGGCCGAAGACCAAAGAAGCGUUUUUGGCACAAGAUGGAAGACGAAAAUCAAACAAGCAUUGCGGAGAUAGAUUAUGUUGUAGAUGGCUUUUCGUCAGAGCAAGGAUUCAAAAAUUUGCUUGAAGAUGAAGUCUUCAUUGACUACUUUAAUACUUUCCUGUCGUUGCCUGUCUUUGCUAAGAGGCUUCAUUAUCGGAGGGAUUCUUGCAUGUUUGAAAUGGAUGUGCCAUCAGGCCACACAUGUAAUCAUUGCUCCCAACAUGAUGUCAUAGCCUUUGCUUGGAAACAGCGAGGGACUUUGUUCCUCAAAACCGACAUAUGUAAUGAGUAUCGGUUGUGCAAACUUUUGCUGAAUGAAUUGCUCAAGGCAAAUGCAGAUGACAAGUACUCUUUAGAUUUGCAUAGGGAGAUUGGAAAUGUUCUCUCUAUGCAGCGACUGAAGGCGUUCUUCCACGAAUCUGCUGGCGAAUGUCUUAUGUCCUUCUGGCUGGCGGCUGAAAGGUUUCGCCGGCAAACCACCUCUGAAUGCAGACGAUUUCUCAUUAGAGAAAUCCAAGAUAAAUAUAUACGACAGGGUGCAUGGCUGGAGCUUCAGGAAAGCAUCAAAACCAAGUUUGCUUCAUGCCUGGACCAUUUGGUUGAUGGAUCUCACGAGGAAGCUACCGCGUCCGUUAAUGGUGAUUUGCUGACACCUUGUCAAGAUAUGGCCUUGUCCUGUCUGACGUCAUAUUGGCUCCCGAAGUACCUUUCACAUCGUAGCCACAAAAGGCAGAAAUUUAAGAGAAAGUGGAGAGCAGCUUUGCAGACAACUGGGGACUUUGGUGUUAAGACACAGUUCAACGAAUUAUUGAGUAGCAUCAAGGCUACGAUGGCUAAAUCACCUGGAAUUCAAGCAGAUGACGUUUCUUGUGCAACGUCUCAAGAACCAGAACUGCAAUUCCCAUCUGAAAAAUCAAGCAUGAACGAUGUAUUCAGCAGAGGGAACUCACUGCAUGGAAAUAGCGUUCUUAGCGAAAGAGAAUCAGAAUUGGCUGACAGAAAUGAAAUGUUUACUCCUGAUACAGUUAUCACAUUGGAAGACGAGGAGAGCAGUGAAGGGUACUCCCAAAGACAGUCACAUGCAAGUCACGUUUCUCUCAGACUGCCUCAGUUACAUGCAAGCCUUAGUCUCGUUUCAGCCACAAAAAUUGAAUCGAAAUUACCAAAUGCUUCAAAUUUAACAAGAAAUUGCAACCAACUUGCAGCUGUUUGUGCCAAACUCAGAGAUGUUUCCCUGUCAAGAGCCCUUGCAUUGACAAACAGUAUACGCGGCAGCUCCUUUGUCGACGUGGAAACUCAGUUCGCUUUUCCAAAUGGAUUUGUUGACUAUGGCUCCCAAUGGCCUAAUAAAAUUGACGAAAACCUGGAGCACCUAUGGACUGCCCUUGCAGCCGAUCAACUCGCAGGGCAACCAUUUUGCGACUACAUUCGGCUGCUAAGCAAGGAAAAAGCGUUUGCAAAUAUACGAUUCUGGGCCGCUGCGCAGGGAUUUCUCUCAAGUCUUGUCCAUAUGGAUACAUUGACGCGAAGGAGGCAAGCACGUGCUCUUAUACACAUUUAUCUGCUUGGAGACAGCCCUAGAAAGACAUGUCUCGGUCGCGAUAUUGAAACAAAAAUUUGUGAACUGCUACCGAACGAUUUGGGAUACACAGUCCUUAAUGCAGCUUGCUGGCAGUGUGCUAAGGCUCUGAUGCCAUUCUGGCUAGAGUUCUUAGACCUCGACGAUGAGAAGUUUGCUGAAAUUGUGAGCUACAGAAUCUCUAGUGCUCAAAAAAUAUUUGGCAAAGAUUCAAGAAAAGUAUCUGUUACCUUUGGUGGUGAAUACAGCACCCGGAGAAGAAAAGUGAGAGAAAAAGUCCCUGCAAAGCACAUGUGGAAUGCUUUACAGCUUGCUAUUUCAAUAUCUGUACCACAAACAGCCAAGCCGUUACUCGAAGGAUACGAAGAUGUUGAUGAUGGCGAUGAGGAAAAAUUCGAGAGCAGUUUACAAGAACGUCGUCUACGUAUUCUAAACAAACAGGCAGCGCAAGCUUUAGAAGAUUACAGAAAAUCAAACCCAUAUCAGAGUGCUAUGGCCUAUUAUUUUUACCAACAAAAUCUAUUACUUGGAAACAUGGGAUCAAAACAAACUGAUAACAGACACAUGACUACAAUAACAAAGGAGCUUGGUAAAAAGCAUUUACAUGACAAUAAACCGAGGCUGCCAAGACCGAGGUCAUUCCAAGAAAUUCUUCAUGACCCUGCGCAACUUGAGGCUUUCAAAAAGUUCUUGGCCAAGUCUGACAGCGAAAUACCAAUGCUGUUCUGGCAAUCAGUAGAAUCAAUGAGAAUCAACACGAAGGAAGCUAAACAAAGGCAACACCGAGCAAAUGGCAUUGUUAAGAGGUUCUUUGGCCCAGGUACUAAUUACGGCAAAGCUUUGGAUUGCACGGCAGAUAUCGUCCGAGAUCUUCCGCAGAUGGACAAAGUGACUCCUGCUAUGCUGGUUUCUGCUCAGACAUGUGUGACACGUAGCAUGGAAGAGAAAUGGUUUGUCCAAUAUCUUGCAACAUUCCCAGCGGAUGAAGAACUGUCAGGCAUUACUAAAUUGCCUCAUUUCCGUUCUAAGGCAACCACCGGGUUGCCAGCAUCCAAGAGUAUCAAGCACAGAAAUCGAGCUUUGUGGAAGAUGUUUGCGCGCAACAUUGUGAGCUUCAGACGUGGGAUUGCAAAUCAUCGAGUUCUCAGGCAUUUUCAGAGCUUUCUUCGAUAUGAACACAAAAUGAACGUAAAACGCAGCAAAGAGCAAGGAGAGGAGGGCCCGGAGCGUGUGCUGAUCAGCAAUAAACUUGUUUCUACAGAGAAACUUAUUAAUGAUUUGCGAUUCUGGAUAGAAGUCGACAGAUACAAAGAAUUCGCUGAUGCCGUUGUCCUUUGUGCCAAAUUGGGAAACUACACCAAAGAUGACGAGCUUAUAGUGACAAGAAAAGCAAAGGCCAUCGUCAACUGUUUCGUCGACUCUCUGGUUCCCCCAAGAAUUCAGAUUAAUGUUCCUGUUGACAUUGCUGACGCCAUAAUGAGCCACGUGAAAAGCGACAUUAUAGAACGAGGCUUGUUCCAUGAUGCGGCCUUUUCUGUUUUUUCAGUUCUCUUGCACUACUGGAAAAGAUUUUGUCAUUACCGGAUACUACCGAAAUCGAAGCUACCAGAAUGCCCUUCCAGUGCCAAAACUACUCGCUCAACACAAAUCGAGAGGAGGAAGGUUGCUCUGCAAAAGAAUCAGUGCAGGCGUGUCAGUGUACAGCCAGGAGAUGAAUGCACGAAGAUAAUGUUUUCACUGCAAAACGGUAUUCGAAUUGCCAUUGUGCCAAUAGAGGAAGAGAAGAAAUCCUGUGAUAAUCACAAACUGCCUAAGAUAAACCCUUUCAAGUUGGCAAGCAAAAUCACAAAUUCAUAGUUUUAAAACUGCCUGUUUCCCGGUCGAAUGGAAAAAUAUUUUAAUCUUGUGUGUAUAUACUAGCGUGUAUUUGUUGCAGAACACUAAAAAUUGACUAUAGUUGAAAUUUGUACAAAAAAUUUUUUUUCUAACAUAAAAACCAAAAAUGUUACUUUGUGCCUUUUUGUACUUUUUUGUUUC